AUGCCACCUACCCAAAGUCAAAAAUUCGGGUAUGCGGAUGAUUGGGCAAUUGCAACCAGGGACAAGUCAAUGAAAACUACCGAGCGCGUACUCACAGAGGACCUUGCGACACUAGGGGAAUUCUUUAGGUCGUGGCGACUUAAGCUGAAUCCGAACACCAAAAUGGCUCACAGGCAGCUCCAAGUCUAUGCUGACAACCACCUGCUAACACACAACACCACCCCAAAAUAUCUGGGAGUGACUCUAGACAGAACACUGUCUUUUAAACAACACCUCCAAAAUACAGCAGCCAAAUUAAGAACUAGGAACAACAUAAUCCUCAAAUUAUGCGGAACAACAUGGGGUUCAAAUGCUUCCACACUGCGAUGCUCGGCCCUGGGGCUUGUCUACUCAACUGCUGAAUACUGUGCGCCAGUGUGGCUGAAUGGUGCUCACACAAGACUUGUUGACACACAGUUAAACACAACAAUGCGGUUAAUAUCUGGUACAAUAAAAUCCACUCCGACCCAAUGGCUUCCGCUACUAAGUUUUAUACCACCUCCAGAACUACGACGGCAAAAUGCCUUACUGAAAACCUUUAAGAAGAUACAGAACAACCCUAACCUGCCAAUCCAGAAUGAAAUUGCUGAUGCCAACCGCAAUCGCUUGCGUUCGAGAAACCCGCCAACGAGAACAGCCGAAGAACUGAGGGCAAACGACUUCCAGUUAAACAAUCAGUGGAGCAACAUACAGAAUGAAGCCAUCCCAGCUAUCAGAGACAUGCCCGGUAUAAAUACUACCCCUCCGGGAUUUGGCCUACCACGGAAGGUCUGGUCCACUCUAAACAGAAUAAGAACUGGGCAUGGAAACUGUGCAGACUUCCGGUAUAAAUGGGACCAAACCCAAAGUCCCGAAUGUGACUGUGGUGCAGAGAGGCAAACAAUCCAGCACAUUACAACCGAAUGUCCUAUAAGAAGAUACGACGGUGAUCCAGAGGACUUCCUGUACGCGACUCCAGCAUCGAUUGAAUACAUCUAUAAUUUAGAUAUUAAAUUGUGA
Molecule: messenger RNA, 1038 nt
Organism: Cylas formicarius (sweet potato weevil)
Lineage: Eukaryota; Metazoa; Arthropoda; Insecta; Coleoptera; Brentidae
Exons: 1
Coding region: 1-1038 (345 amino acids)
Source: RefSeq, a predicted model, not a curated record